UGUAGUUUGGGAUCAGAUUUAUCAGACAUAUUUUGCUCGUAGGACAUUGACGGCAGAAACUUGAAAUUUAGUGUGGAGUGCUACCCAAGUCAUGUUCUGUUUUAUGGAUAUUUACAACUGUCAAAAAGUAUUUUGAGUUCUCCAAUGAUCAGCUAAAAACAUGUAUGUACAGUAUUCAAAGAAACAGUCGCAGAGAAAUGUGAUGAGAAGAAUAAAGAAGAAGAAUGAAACAAAAAAAUGUUCAAAUAGUGUGAAUAAAUUGAAAGUUGGCCACCAGGUUGUGAAUAAUAAGGCUGUGAAUUAUGAUUCAAUGGGUUGUAACCAACCAAAAUUAAUAAGGGCAAUAUCUGUCUUAUAUCAAAAAUGCAAGAAAAAGAAAAGAGGUUGUUUUGUUAGUAGUAUGAAAGAUGAUAUUGAUGGACUAGGUCUUAUUCUACAAAGUAAAGCUAAUAAGGUAGUAACUGAACGCUUUGUACCUGGUGCCGAGUCAAAAUCUUUUAAUUCAACUGACCCUAUAAAAAUUCAGAGUCAGGUAAUCAAUGAACAAGUAAUUGAAGCUGACAUUGCCUCUAGUCCUUCCGAUGAUGCUAUGUUAGAUCCAAGGAGAGUUUGUCACAAUGAUGUAACUACACAUAAUGUUGAAGAUACAGUUGAAUUAAGAGAUGCAGAAAAUGCUGGACCAAAUAAUAAUCAGAGCUCACAAAACAAAAGAUCAGAUGAUGUCAUCAUAACACAAGAAGACAGUGCUUGCUCCCCACCAUCAGGUAUACACACAGCUAUACCUAAGCACGCGCAGUAUGCUUCAAAGACGGCUAGAGAAGCUAGUUACAGUACCUGGCCUGAUACAUCCAGUCAUACACCAGAGGUACUUGCUGAUGCAGGCUUCUUCUAUGCUGGUUUUGGAGAUUGUGUCCGUUGUUUCUAUUGUGGCAUUGGCUUGCGUCAUUGGACAGCAGAAGAUGACCCUUGGAUAGAGCAUGCUCGGUGGUACAAGAACUGUGUGUUUGUUAAACAGAAGAAAGGAGAAGAGUUUGUGAACCUAGUCCAGUUAGCUGUACAAUAUGCUCAAGAUGUUAGUAGCAAUUUUUGUGCCCCCACGUUAGUGGCGGGCAUUUAGAUUUACCCUUGUCCGUCCGUCUGUCCGUCCGUCCGUCCUUCCGUCCGUCCUUCCGUCCGUCCGUCCGUUCACUUUUGUGUCGCACGUAACUCAAAAAGUAUUUGACCUAGAGUCAUGAAACUUUACAGGAAUGUUGAUCAGCAUGUGUAGUUGUGCACCUGGGUAUUUUGGUCUGGAUAUUUUUAGUAUUUUCAGAGUUAUUGCCCUUGACUUAGUAAAAUUUGGCAAUUUUCAACUUGUGUCGCAUGUAACUCAAAAAGUAUUUGACCUAGAGUCAUGAAACUUUACAGGAAUGUUGAUCAGCAUGUGUAGUUGUGCACCUGGGUAUUUUCGUCUGGAUAUUUUUAGUAUUUUCAGAGUUAUUGCCCUUGACUUAGUAAAAUUUUGCAAUUUUCAACUUGUGUCGCACAUAACUCAAAAAGUAUUUGACCUAGAGUCAUGAAACUUUACAGGAAUGUUGAUCAGCAUGUGUAGUUGUGCACCUGGGUAUUUUCGUCUGGAUAUUUUUAGUAUUUUCAGAGUUAUUGCCCUUGACUUAGUAAAAUUUGGCAAUUUUCAACAUGUGUCGCACAUAACUCAAAAAGUAUUUGACGUAGAGUCAUGUAACUUUACAGGAAUAUUGAUCAGCAUGUGCAGUUGUGCACCAGGUAUUUUCGUCUGGAUUUAUUUAGUAUUUUUAGAGUUAUUGCCCUUCACGUAGAAAAUUUUUGCAAUUUUCAACUUGUGUCGCAAGUUUCUCAAAAAGGAUUUGACAUAGUCAAUAAACCUUAUAGGCAGGUUGCUCAGCAUAUUUUAGAUUUGCACCUGGGGUUUGGCUUGUGGACUUAUCCAGUAUUUGUAGAGUUAUUUCCCUUGACUUAGUAAAAAGAUUGACAGAACAGUGUCGCGGUGGGGGCACCCGUGUCCUAUGGACACAUUUCUAGUUUGUUCAUUAGAUACAUUUUGUAUGGUUGUAACCUUCAAGAUUUAUAUGUUUUUGAACAGCUAAUAUGUCUUUAAAGACAAGAUACAAAGUAAUUAUAUUUUUGUAUGCUUCCCAGAAAAAAAUAGUGUAUAGUCUGAUUCGUGCUUCUUUCAGUCCUUCAUUUAAACUAUUUUCUCAUUUUGUCUUCAUAUAUUUAUAGAUAUUUUAAAUAUUUGCUUGGAACAUACCAUUGUGUGGAUGUAGGAUAAAUAGGGUCAAGUUGGCUCAGUCGUACAUAAUGAUUUGUCUCAUUAUAAAACAUUGCUUAUUAGCUGUGUUAUCAGAUCAGAUGGCAUAUUAUUAUCAUUAUGAUACUUUAUGUCUAAAAAGUUGAAAAUAAAAUGAUAGGUAGACAUGUCUAGUUAAGAAAUUUAGCAGAAUAGGGUUGAUAACAUGAACGCAGAUUGAUCACUGCUAAGCAUUGGUAUCCUUGAAUAUUUUUUGGAGUUAUUUAUAGAGAUUGUAGCUGGUUUAAGA
This is a messenger RNA of Ruditapes philippinarum (Manila clam), 2558 nucleotides long. RefSeq lists its product as uncharacterized. The transcript has 5 exons. Gene Ontology annotation, cellular component: cytoplasm; nucleus. Bases 161 to 1117 code for a protein of 318 amino acids. NCBI's taxonomy places the organism in Eukaryota, Metazoa, Mollusca, Bivalvia, Venerida, Veneridae. Gene Ontology annotation, biological process: regulation of cell cycle; positive regulation of protein ubiquitination; negative regulation of apoptotic process. The record is from RefSeq and is a predicted model, not a curated record. Gene Ontology annotation, molecular function: cysteine-type endopeptidase inhibitor activity involved in apoptotic process; ubiquitin protein ligase activity.